Acanthosepion pharaonis is the source of this 1467-nucleotide messenger RNA. NCBI's taxonomy places the organism in Eukaryota, Metazoa, Mollusca, Cephalopoda, Sepiida, Sepiidae. The record is from the annotation of a GenBank genome assembly.
AUGCCUGUUCAGCGACCCGAGCCUCAAACACUAAAAUCUGUCUCUGUUCUAAUAACGACGAUUUGCUUCUUAACCGCUUGUAACAUUUAUGGUUCAAAUAUCAAACACUCGGACUACUCCGGUGAAUUUCGUAUUCGUCCUAAGACUGCGCUGAUGCCUGGUAAAGACAGAGUCAUGAAUAUCAGGGAAGUACCAUGCAGUGCAUCUGGUGCCCAACCCUCAGAAUCCAGUGUUCCAAUCAUUGAUGUACACAGUGAAAAUUUUCAAAGCAUUUGGCCAUCAGUUUUACUGGCAAUGAAAAACUCAUCCUUCAUUGCUUUGGAUACUGAACUCAGUGGACUUGGUGAUCGUCGAUCUUUAAUGGCGAGUUCAAUUGAAGACCGAUACAAGGCUGUAAGUAUUGCUGCCCGAUCGCGGUCAAUUCUUUCACUGGGAUUGUCUUGUUUCAAAUUGAAACAAAAGCAGCCAUGCUCCCCAAUAUCGGCUGGAAAGGAAAGUGAAGGACAACAAGAGAAAUGUUCUGCAUGGAAUUACAUGGUGCAGACCUUCAACAUCACUGUCCUGUGCCAAGAUGAUUAUACAGUAGAGCCAAGGUCUAUGCAGUUCCUUGUUGACCAUGGAUUUGACUUCAACAAACAAUAUUCAAAGGGUAUUUUGUAUCAGCGAGGAAACGAUAAAAACCAUUCUGAGAUUAAUCAUCCUUCUGUACGAGAUCUCUUUUCUGAACUACUGACAGCCAAUGUUCCAGUCGUAUUUCAUAAUGCCAUCGUGGAUCUCAUCUUUCUCCACCAAAAUCUUUAUUGUGAUUUGCCAUUCAAACUAAAUUCAUUUCUCUGCAAUUUAUCUGAAAUGUUUACUGCAGGAAUUUAUGAUACCAAAUUCCUUAUAGAAUAUUACAUGAGGAUGCCGGCUAGUUACCUGGAAUAUGUCUUCAAAAAAUGCUUUAGGAAAGCAAUGAAAAGUGUCUCCAAAAACCAUUUGUUGCUCUCCUUUCUUGAUUACCCACAGAGUUUUGCGUAUGUCAAAUAUCAUGAUCUGGGCUGCCGUACACUUUCAACAUCUCUGACUUACCAACAGCUGCAAGCUCUUGUUUGUCAACGAUUUGCUGAUCAUGGUUAUUGUCACAAAGGCCGCAAUUGUCCAAAGAGUCACAACAUGGAAUUAGUGCUUGACCUUGAUGAAUCAAGACCAUCCAAAACACAGAAGAGAAAAGACCGCAAAAGGAAACGGGAAGAACAGAAGGCUAGCAAAGUAGAAGAAAAGUCCAAAACAUGUCGGACCGCAAACAAUGAAACUGGAGACAUUCCUGCUGACCUAAAAGUUGAGGGAAAGGUACCCUUUGACAAGGCGUCGGACGAGAGUUCAAUAGCAGCAGCAGUCACAUGCUUCGUUUCGUCGCCGGGCCAGUGUGUCAGGAGCGAGCGACGUGACCCUUCUGCCUCCGCCGUUGAGUGGCCCUCCUUUUGA